AUGUCGGCUCACAAAACGCCCAAUACAAAGGUCGAAAUGCUGGACCUCACCACUGAAAACAUCACAGAGAAUGUUCAAAUCGUGAAUUCUAGCUGUUCCGAUAGACGCGUUAGGUAUCUGUUUGAAAGACUUGUUGUUCAUCUCCAUGAUUUAGUACGGGAAACGAGACUCAGUACGGAAGAGUGGAUGGCUGCAAUAGAGUUCCUCACUAAAGUUGGUCAAAAAUGUACUGAUACACGUCAGGAAUUCAUUUUACUUUCGGAUGUCCUCGGAGUUUCAUUGCUUGUUGAUGCGAUUGACCACCCCAAGCCAAAAGGCUCGACAGAAGGGACAGUAUUAGGACCAUUCCACACUCACGAAGCGGAGUAUGUUACCAAUGGUGCCAACAUCUCGACUGAUCCUCAGGGAAACCCACUUCUCGUCAUCUGCCAAGUUCGCAACUUGGCAGGGCAGCCAAUCGAGAAUGCCAGAAUUGAUGUUUGGGAGACUGACUCCAAGGGAUUUUAUGAUGUUCAAUACGCAGAUCAUGACGGUCCUAACGGACGAGCUGUUCUUACGAGCGACAAGGACGGGAAUUUCUGGUUCAAAGGCAUUGUCCCAGUCCCAUAUCCAAUUCCAAGUGAUGGACCGGUUGGAAAACUUCUUGGAACCCUCAAUCGACAUUGUUACCGGCCAAGUCACAUGCACUUUAUGUUUGACCAUCCGAUUUAUGAUCCUCUCGUCACUGCUUUAUACUUAAAAAAUGAUCCAUAUGAAACAUCAGAUGCAGUUUUUGGUGUUAAGAGGACGCUUGUGGUGGAGUUGAAGACAGUACAGGACAAAGAAACGGCUGAACAGUAUGGUGUCGAUGUCGGGUGUGCAUUGUUGAAAUAUGAAUUUGUUCUUGUUACAAAGCAGGAGGCAAUUGAUUUGCGAUACCAAAACGCAGAGGCAGCGAUGAAGGCUCAGGGGAAGCAAAUGCAGUACAUAAACGGUCUGCCUGUACCGGAUAUAGAUUAA
Messenger RNA from Trichoderma breve, 999 nucleotides. Its product is annotated as dioxygenase domain-containing protein. Bases 1 to 999 code for a protein of 332 amino acids. Lineage: Eukaryota; Fungi; Ascomycota; Sordariomycetes; Hypocreales; Hypocreaceae. Gene Ontology annotation, biological process: catechol-containing compound metabolic process. The transcript is spliced from 3 exons. Gene Ontology annotation, molecular function: catechol 1,2-dioxygenase activity; ferric iron binding. The record is from RefSeq and is a predicted model, not a curated record.